AUGCAUCGAACGGCCAUUCUUUCGAGCCUUUGUGCUUUUUUCUCGACUGUCGUUCUCGGCACUCCUGCUACGUAUGUCUCGCCUCGCCAGACGUGUGAGUUUGACUCGGCCAACAACCCUAGCUGCUGGGGAGAAUACUCCCUGUCCACCAAUUGGUAUGAUGAAGCACCGGACACUGGUGUUGUAAGGGAGUUUUGGUGGGAGAUCACUGAGACUACUCUGGCUCCUGAUGGCUUCGCCCGCCCAGUUCAGACUAUCAACGGAACGAUUCCCGGACCCCAAAUCACUGCUGAUUGGGGCGAUACUAUCGUUGUCCAUGUGAAAAACUCCGUCUCCAACAACGGAUCAAGCAUCCACUGGCAUGGUAUCAGGCAGAUGGGUUCAAACCUUUUUGACGGUGUUUCCGGUAUUACCCAAUGUCCCACUGCUCCUGGUGACUCUUUUACAUACACUUGGAAGGCCACGCAGUACGGUUCAACCUGGUAUCACUCGCAUUUUAGUUUGCAAGCUUGGAAUGGUGUUUUUGGCGGUGUCGUCAUUAAUGGUCCAGCAUCUGCCCCUUACGAUGUGGACAAGGGUACUUUGCUGCUCUCUGACUGGUACCACAAGACUGCCGAUGCUCUCUACCAGCAAGCUCAAACCGCUGGUCCGCCGCCUGCUCAGAACGGUCUGAUCAAUGGAACUAACACCUGGACUGAUGGGGGUGGUUCCAAGUUCCAGACUUCGGUCACUGCCGGCUCUCGUACUCUUCUUCGCCUGGUCAACACUGCCCUGGAUACGCACUUCAGAUUCAGUAUCGACAACCACACCCUGACCGUUAUUGCUGCUGAUCUUGUCCCCGUCACACCAUACACUGCUGAGACUGUGAGCGUUGGCAUUGGUCAACGAUACGAUGUUAUUGUUGAAGCCAACCAAGCUCCCGGUAACUACUGGCUGAGAUCUAUUCCCCAAACCUCAUGUUCGAGCACCAAUGAGAAUACUCUGGAUAUUACCGGAAUCUUCAACUAUGACAGUGUUGAUGUUGACACGCCCACCACCACUGGCUGGACUUAUGUUGAUAGCUGCAACGAUGAGACUGCCAACCUUGUUCCUUUUGUUGCACUAGACGCGGCAACAGGUGGCCUGGAGAAGGAUUUCGAAAUUGGUAUUGCAGUCAACGGUGUAUUCCGCUGGACAAUCAAUGAACAACAGUUUUACACGCAUUGGGAAUACCCAACUCUACUACAGGUUACCGAUAGCAACAGCACCUGGGCCGCUGAGCAGCAAAUCAACACCUUCGACGAGACCAAUGAAUGGGUCUACUUUGUGAUUGAAUCCCAAGUCGGCAUCACGCACCCAAUCCACCUUCACGGCCACGACUUCUAUGUCCUUGGCCAGGCGGCAGCAGCCACUUAUACGGGCAGCGAUCAGCUGAACUUCAUCAACCCACCUCGCAGAGACGUUGCUAUGCUACCGGCUGCUGGGUAUCUUGUGAUGGGUUUCCAGACUGAUAACCCCGGUGUCUGGCUACUUCACUGUCACAUUGGUUGGCACACUGUUGAAGGCCUGGCACUCCAGCUCGUUGAGCGCGAGUCCGAGAUUGCACCACUCAUCGACACCAGUAUUUUGCAAGAAGGGUGCUCCAACUGGGUUGACUAUGCUACUGAGAGCGAGAAGAUCCAGGACGACACUGGUAUCUAAGAAAUGCGACGCAUUGCUGUAAGGCUUACAGUUGCUUCGCGACUCAUCACAACACACGGAGUGGUGAACGCUUUUCUUUCGUCAGACUCUCAACGAUUUGAUGCUCUUCUGUUCUUUUCUUCUUCUUUUUUUUCUUUUUUCUUUUUUCGUCGCCCUCUUGAUCUGUGCGACUGGUGGCUGUUGUUAUGUGGGCGAUCAAUUUGUGACAUGAUUGUCAUGAUCAUCAUGCUUCUUGUGGAUAUUUUUGGGGUUUAAUUUUAUUACUGUUCAUAGGUCUCUAAUCAUGUACAUACUUUCGCAUAAUACAAUGUCAUUGUCUUUCGCC
This is a messenger RNA of Truncatella angustata, 2005 nucleotides long. RefSeq names its product multicopper oxidase. The transcript has 9 exons. The record is from RefSeq and is a predicted model, not a curated record. NCBI's taxonomy places the organism in Eukaryota, Fungi, Ascomycota, Sordariomycetes, Amphisphaeriales, Sporocadaceae. Gene Ontology annotation, molecular function: copper ion binding; oxidoreductase activity. Bases 1 to 1680 code for a protein of 559 amino acids.